GAAACUUUUCCAAAUACAUCUUCUCACUUCAUUGUCUCCUUAUAGUUCUAUACUAUUGUGUUAUAACAACUGACUCCCAAAAUACAAUUAGUUAUAUCCUCAUACCAGUACAUCUCAACUUUGGACUCUAUCAUUGUCUGCAAACACAAAACUUAGAAUUAGCCUUACAAAACCGUAAUGAGUAAGAAGUACCACCCUCUGACAAAUUAACCGCAUGCUUAUUCCUAAAAUUAGAUAGUACUGAACAAUUUUUUUAAUAUACAACAGAAAAUGCACUGUAGUAGUUGGUAGUAGUUGAGACAGCUGAUAUUCCUAUGGAUGCCGCUCACGAGACGCAUGUCAAGUCCGCAUACAUUCACUCUACGUAUACUACAGCCAAAUUAUCAGAAAAUUCAAACAAGCUGCGUAUCGCGGCGCAUUCCAUUAUCUAGUGCAAUCAUUAAUAAUCCCGACAAUAAAUAGUGAAUUCUACUGAUCUUAUCUCCUAGAAGACAACUACAGUAUAUUAUAUUACGUAAGCUAUACGUAAGUUUGUCAGAUUCGACGAAUUGAUAUGCACUGAUAUGCACUUAAAAAUACACGACGGAGUGAAACAUUCUAAACAAUUAAAAUUGCUUGUCAACGUAUAUCCUGCGUAUAAAAAGUUAGCAAAAUUUUGUGAUCCAACAUUGAACAAACUGAAUAUGAUUGGCCUAGUUAUAAAAAAAGGUUUAGAACGUUCUUCAAAAAAAUAUCAAAUUUCAAAUAUCAACGUGACACAACGUAAUUACACGGCAAACGAUUGCGUCGAUAACAUAGGGUUUAUAGGCGGUGGAAAUAUAGCGCGUGCAAUUGGAAAGGGAAUACUCGGAAAAGAGCUACUGAAUCCACGGCAAAUAUACGUAUCAGAGCCUUACAAACCCGCACAAAAGCUAUGGAUGGAAAUGGGUGCAAAUGUGACAAUAAAAAAUGGGCAGGUGGUGGAAAAUUGUCAGAUAAUAUUUUUAGCCGUAAAAUCAACUAAUCUCCAAGCAACUGUAACUGACAUACAGAAUACACUUUCGGCUCCAGUAAAGAAUAAAAUAUUUGUAUCGGCGCUUGCGGGCAUACCGCUCUCCGUAUUGGAAAAGGUUCUCUUGCCUGUGAUACCUGACGCAAGAAUCGUAAGAUCCACUUUGAAUACACCGUUGCUCGUAGGAGCAGGUUGCACAGUACUCAGUGGUGACAGUCGUACGACGGAUGACGAUAUAAAUAAAUUAAAAACUAUAAUGUCUGCGAUCGGAACGUGCCACGUGGUGCCUGAGAGUCAAAUGAAUGCUGCUGGAGGAAUAGUCGGUUGUGGUCCAGCCUACAUGUACACGAUGUUGGAUGCACUGUCGGAUGGAGCAGUGAAAAUGGGUAUUCCAAGACAUUUGGCAGUGACGUUCGCAGCGCAAGUGAUGUAUGGCUCAGCAAAGAUGAUAUUAGAGACUGGCAAACAUCCUGGAGAGCUCAAGGAUCAAGUGUGCUCACCAGGAGGUACAACGAUAGCUGGAUUACAUGCCAUGGAGCGUGGUAAAAUACGAGCAACCCUUAUUGAAGCCGUAGAGGCUGCAGUAAACAGAUCAGAAGAAAUUGUUGGUAAAUGAAGAGACUACUUCGUAAGCACUGUGUAACAAAAAUUUUUUCGCUUAAUUUUGUAUACUGCCAAAUAACCAGCAGCAUUGUCCUAUGCUGUUUUGAUAAACGCACAAGAAAAAAGUAUUUGUUACAUUACAAAUAGUCACAAUUAUAUAUAUAUAUAUAUGCGUUUCAUAUACGCUUUCGAAUAAAAUAGUUGUAUAGUUUUCAA
Molecule: messenger RNA, 1810 nt
Organism: Cephus cinctus (wheat stem sawfly)
Lineage: Eukaryota; Metazoa; Arthropoda; Insecta; Hymenoptera; Cephidae
Product: pyrroline-5-carboxylate reductase-like
Exons: 7
Coding region: 564-1607 (347 amino acids)
Biological process (GO): L-proline biosynthetic process
Molecular function (GO): pyrroline-5-carboxylate reductase activity
Source: RefSeq, a predicted model, not a curated record